AUGCCUCCAGAGCUGGGUAUUCAAGUCGUGCUGGCCGGUCGUGAGCCAAAGCUUGUCCGCAUCAGAGCCGAGCCUGCUACGCAACUGGGAUCGUUCCUGGCAAAGGCACAGACCGCGCUCUCGGCGCCUAGCGCACAUUACGCCUUGGCCAAUCCGGCCGGCUGGGGCCUGCUCUCCGGCCUCGCACCACCGGAAUCGCCUCUCGGCACCCUGUUCGGCGACGUUCUCCCGGACACUCUCAUUCUCCAUCCGAUCACUUUUGCUGCCGGCGUGCCGCUCCGAACAACCGCUGCCGCGGCCAUCGCUGACGCCUCGCGGCUGCUCCGGCUGGUUGUUCUCGACCGGCCGACGUCGAACAAGGUCGUUGUCGAGGUGAUGCCCGAGGACACACCCGAGGUUGUUGUCGACCUCAUUGCCGCCCUCUGGAUCCCGGUCCUCAACUCGGUCACACUCCGGCUCUGCUCGCACGAGCAUGGCAAACUCUCGCGGCGGCGCUCGUUCAAGGCGCUCAAGGUCCCGUCUGAGACGCUGCUGUACACGGUGUGGAAGGACGACGCCAAGUCUACCUCGAUUGCCCAGGUCCUGGCGGCGUCGUCGAUAGAGGGUGACGAUGUACCUGUCCACGAGUCCCUGGCGCGCGCGCCGGCAAGCGACUCGGUGGCCGAUGCCGAGCUGGCCCGCCUCGACGACCCUGUGGUCUUUGCCUCGCUUGUCGAGGCCUUCAAGGCUGCCGUCGUCACCCGGUCAUACAAGAUCCGGCUGCGCAAGUACAAGAACGUCUUCCUCGGCGACGCCGCUGUCGACUGGCUGGUUGUCGCCGGCUGGGCGUCGAGCCGGCUCUCGGCCGUCGCCAUCGGCGAGGCCAUCCGCACCCAUGCCCAUCUCUUCGACCAUGUUGUCUCGGCGAUCAUCCCCUUCAAGGACGAGCCGCAGCCUUACCGCUACCGCACCACCACUGUGGUUGGUGAGAGCGAUCCGACUUCGGUCUCGGCCAUUCUGGCGUCGUAUAUCCCGUCGGCGCUGGCGGCGUCGUGCGUGGCUGCGCAUGCCCGAUCGGCCUCCGAGCUCAGCAGAGCUGCUUCGCUCGGUGAGACACUGACCUCGCGCGUCGGCCUUUCCGUUUACGGCGUUGUUGUCUUUUGCGACAUCUCGGGCUUUACGCCGCUGACCGAGCGGCUCGCUCAGCAGCCGCACGGCGUCGAGUCGCUAGUCCGCAUGCUCAACGCGUACUUUGACUCGCUCAUCGCCAUUGUCCACAAGCACGGCGGCGACAUCAUUACCUUUGCUGGCGACGCCCUCCUCGCCGUGUGGGGCCUGACCGAGGCCGGCUACGACGCCGCGUCUGCCCUUGCGCUGAGUGAGGGCCGAACCGCGCCGUGGAUCCCGCACCAGGCCUCGGAGCUGGUGCUCCCGCUGGUGGCGGGCGAUGAUCCACCACCGGGCGUCCUACCAUCGCCAUCUGCCGCACCGGGCUCAUCAGCCUCAGCCUCGGCGCCGUUCCUCGAAGUUUCCAAGCCGCACAAGCGCGAGCUUGUCCAGCGUGCCACUGUGGCGGCAUUGGAAAUCUGUGAGUCGAUGAACUCGCCGACGAUGCGGCCCGAUCCGGCUAUGCGGUUGCACGUCGCCAUGAACGCCGGGAACCUCGCCAUUUGCCAGGUCGGCGGCCUCGCCAACCAGUGGGAGUACCUCAUUGUCGGCGAGCCACUCUACAGCCUUGGGCCGGCGCUCUCAGCCGCCUCGCCUGACCGCUUGGUUGUCAUGCCUGCGGUCUGGUCGGCAACCAAAUCGUUCAUGGACGGCACGCUCCUCGACAAAAAGGCCGGCCACGUCCAGAUCACCGGCAUACGCAAGCCGAAAAAGGUGCCCAAGCUCCUUCCACUCUGCCAGCCAGUCCUCGCUGCCGGCACCGAGGUCCAGCUCCGCCAGUACGUCCCGCGCGUAGUUCAGCGCAUCACCGGCACCGUCUCGCUCUACUACCGCCGCAAGCACCUCGUCGCCGAGCUCCGCCGCCUCUCGAUCAUGUUCAUCGGCGUGCCGUCGUCGUUGUGCCUCGAGGUCGGUUCGCCGGCGCUUGCCUCGCUCCAAGCCCUUGUUCACAUGGUCCAGACUGCCCUGGGUGUGUACGAGGGCGAGCUCAAUAAGGUUCUGCUCGACGACAAGGGCUGCGUUCUUCUCGUGGUCUUUGGCCUGCAGCCAGCGUCGCACCAGGACGAUCCGCUUCGCGCCCUCCUUGCCGCGCUCAUGGCGUGCGAGCUGAUGUCGACCAACCUUGGCUUCACCCCGUCGAUUGGAAUCACCACCGGCAAGGCCUUUUGUGGCGUGGUUGGCUCGGACGCGCGCCGCGAGUACACUGUCAUCGGCGAUGUGGUCAACACCGCGGCCCGGCUCAUGGCCUCGGCCAAGGGCGGUGUCAUUGUCGACGAGGCCACCCGUACUGGUGUCCUCGCUCACAUUCCCAACAUGACGUUCAUGCGCCGUCCGCCGCUCAAGCUCAAGGGCAAGGCCGAACCGGUUACCGUCUACUCGCCUGACUUUAGCUUCUCGGACGCGCCCAGCCCGGCCCUUCACCUGCCGUCAUCACUCGACUCUGCUGUCCCGCUUGUCGGCCGCGGCCCCGAGCUUGAACUGGUCCACGAGACCCUGCACGGCUUCCUCCACCGUGCCAGCGACGCCGUCCGAGCAGCGUCCACCUUUCAUGGCUUUUCCUCGCUCGCUGGCCACGCUCACAACCGGAGCGAGGACGACUUGCUCCGCAAGUCGUUUGUCAUUCUCGAAGGCGCUGCUGGUCUUGGCAAGACCCGCAUCCUCGCCGAGGUUCUCGCCACGCUCACCUCGGGCGAGCUCCUCUACGCGCCGAGUCUCCGUCAGGCAUCCGGUGGCACAGCCACGUCGUCGGCUGCGCGCCGGGCGUCCGAGGCCGCCGCUGCCCGCCGGGCGUCGACCGUUCUCGGCUCGUCAUCAUCGGCGCUCCUGCCGCUGCUCGACAAAGCAAAAGCAUUUGAGUCGCUGGCGCGUCCGCUAUUUGUCUUUACCGUCACAGGGCGACCGCUCGACCAGCGGACAUGGUUUGCGCCGUUCCGCGCCAUGUUUGCCCGCCUCCUUCUCGGCGAGACCGGUCUCGAUGGCGCUGACGCCGACCCGCGGGCCCAGGUUGCCACCCUCACUGACCUCUUCUCCUCCGAGUGGGCACUCAUUAAGCGGCUCCCGCUACUCCGCAAACUCCUGGGCAUCCCGCUCUCGGUCCUGCCCGAGUCGACCCACACCGAGAAGCUCCACGGCCGGGCGCGCAUUGCCGCCACCGUCGCUUUUCUCAUCGACAUUCUCGAGUGGUUUUGGGAUACAGUGACCCAUGUCUCGGGCGACUCACCGGCCAUCACCCCGCACGGUCCCAACGAGCACUCGAUGCACUUUCCGGUCGUCCAUCCUCACUUUGCGUAUGCAGCAGCGGCGGCUCCGUCCGACAGAGAGGCCGGACGUAAUGCCCGCGCGCAAGUCGUGCUCCUUGUCGAAGACCUGCACUGCUUCAACUCGCCGUCGCGCGAGCUGCUGUGGGCCCUGGUGCAAGCGCCGCGGUUGACCGGCGCUAUCUUUGUCGUCGCCACCGUCACCAACUACGCACCACCGGUGCCCAAGUUUUACGGCGAGCUCCUCGCCCAACCCAACGUUGUCCACCACCGUCUUCUCCCGCUCUCUGUCCAGUCGGUGGGCGAGCUUGCGGCCGAGCAGCUUCGCGCGACUCGACUCGGCUCGCACUUUGGCUCGGCGCGCGACAUGCCGCCGGCGGUCACCGUCUCGCUGUUUGAAAAGUCGGGCGGGAACCCUUUCUUUGUGUGCGCACUGGCGUCGUCACUGGCGCUGGCGUGGGACGCCGAUGCUGCGCCACCCGCACCGGCGUCGGAGCCGGAUGGUUCUGCGAGCAGGCUGUCUGCGAUCGACUCGCUGGCCGCCGCGCGGCUCCUCGAGGCGCUACCUGUGCCUGGCGCCAUCGAGUCGUUCAUCACCGAGCGCAUUGACCGGCUCACUCCAUCGCAGGGUCUCACCCUUAAGGUCGCGGCCGUGGUGGGCAUGGAGUUUUCGCUUGCCCGCGUCCUUGCUCUCUACCCGUCGUCAGGCAGCUCACUCUCUGACGACGAGCGCGCGCUCAUCAAUGCCAACCUGGACGCUCUGGUGCACAUGGACUUUGUGCGCGAGGCCACAGGCGAGACGAGCGAGCAGGCUGUGGGCGAGGUGGUGGCCACGUCCAGCCCGGACCUCAUGGUCCUCUUCCACACCGAGGCCGACGAGUCGAGCUCCGAACCGUCCAGCCUACCUCACCAGCUCGGCAUACCGUCGGAGAACAGCUCGCGGCGCGGAUCCGACGCCGGCGAUCAAGCCGAGCAGGUUGCCGUCUCGCUCCUCCUUCAGGAGCAACGCGAGGAGCUGGAGCAGCGGCUGGCGGCGUUGCCAGCGGCCGGCUCGGCACAGGACUCGACGCGGCUGCAGGACCAGGCAGUGAUGUAUCUGGUGACAACGGCACUCAACUCUCCACGCGAGAAUGCUCGCGUCUGGCUGGAGGAUGCCAUCUCGCUGGUGUCGUCACUGAUGGAGGUCGAUGUCGCGGCGCCUGAGCUCUACAAGCAGCGCAAAAGGCAGCUUGCGGCGCUCCACCGCAAGACUGGCCUGGUGGCCGUUGACGAGGUUGCCGCCAUCCGGCACCUCGAGGCAUGGAUCGAGCUCAUGGAUGCGCCACCAUUGCCAGUGGCCAUCCGCGAGCGGCCGUCACGCGGCGCCAUCAUGUUCCACAUCCGCGAGCACGAGAAGCGGCUGGAGGCUGCCGAGGCCGAGUCGGAGAGCGCCGUGUCGGCGCAGGUCUCGGUCGACGCCGAAGAGCUGGUGUCGGCCCGGCGGGGAGGAUCGCGCCGCCGCGGGCGGACCUCGACGCUCAACGAGUUUGUAGUCGAAGAAGAGGUGUCGGCAGCGUCGGUCGAUCCGUCGCUGUUUGAGGCAUCGAUGGAGACAGUAGCGUCGUCGGCGCUCAACGUGAGCGCUGAGGCGCUCGCGCUGGCUGCCGAAGAGGCCGAGCCGUCGACCCGGCGGCGGACGGCGUCCGGCCAGGCCAUGAGCAUGGUCAUCGACCACCUCAGCGUCCAUGUCCGGUAUGUAGCGCGGGCGUUAGCCACCGCGUCCGCCGAGUCGCUCCGCAUGGCACUCAUCUCGCUGGCUUCCGAGACUCGCGACAAGUUAUUUGUUCGUCUUGAUCGGCUACACACCUCCGUCGCUGCACUAUGUCUCGCCUCGCUCCUCGCCGAGAGCCGCGAUGCACUUUCGGCAUCGCCGUCGUCGUCGGCGACAGAAGCGUCGAGCUCGUCGGUCAAGGGGCUCGACGGAAUCCGCGCCGCACUAUGUGAUCUCGUCGAGCUCUUCAAGCAUGUACGCGAGCUCUCGCAGCGACCCGAUGACAGGGCAAGCCCACUCGGCGAACCCGAGGCGCGCGGCGCGGCACUCGAGCGGGUCUCGAAAGCGCUCCGUGAGCUCUCAGGGGCGCUUGCCAGUGGCAACGUCGACGCCGGUAAGACGUCGUUUGAAGGCGUCGUCGACGGGCUGAAAGACAUGAUGGCGAGCCGCGGGCCGUGUGGCGCGGGCCCGAUUGUCCGUCGCGCAGUCCUGGACAUGCUGCGUUACCUCGAUGCAGGCGAGGUGGAAAGUGCAAGCGGGAGCCCACUGGUGGGACUCGUCCAGGCCGCCAAAGCGCUUCGGUAG
Thecamonas trahens ATCC 50062 is the source of this 5739-nucleotide messenger RNA. RefSeq lists its product as uncharacterized. NCBI's taxonomy places the organism in Eukaryota, Apusomonadida, Apusomonadidae. The record is from RefSeq and is a predicted model, not a curated record. Gene Ontology annotation, biological process: intracellular signal transduction; cyclic nucleotide biosynthetic process. Gene Ontology annotation, cellular component: cytoplasm. Gene Ontology annotation, molecular function: adenylate cyclase activity. The transcript is spliced from 4 exons. Bases 1 to 5739 code for a protein of 1912 amino acids.